This is a messenger RNA of Heteronotia binoei (common prickly gecko), 1781 nucleotides long. RefSeq names its product beclin 1 (gene BECN1). The transcript is spliced from 12 exons. Gene Ontology annotation, cellular component: phagophore assembly site; phosphatidylinositol 3-kinase complex, class III, type I; phosphatidylinositol 3-kinase complex, class III, type II. The record is from RefSeq and is a predicted model, not a curated record. The coding region runs from base 1 to 1437 and encodes 478 amino acids. Gene Ontology annotation, biological process: autophagy; autophagosome assembly; cellular response to nitrogen starvation. NCBI's taxonomy places the organism in Eukaryota, Metazoa, Chordata, Lepidosauria, Squamata, Gekkonidae.
AUGGAAGGGUCGAAGUCACCCACUUGCACCACGCAGGUCAGCUUUGUUUGCCAGCGUUGCAGCCAGCCCCUGAAACUGGACACUUCUUUCAAGGUCCUGGACAAAGUCACCAUUCAAGAGCUGACAGCUCCUCUACUUACUGCUACUCCAUCAAAACCAGGGGAUGCACAAGGGGAAGAGACAACUUUGACAGAGGAAGCCUUUGUUGAAAACCGCCAGGAUGGCGUGUCCAGAAGAUUUAUUCCUCCUGCCAGCCAGCCAACUGGGGCCCCAAAUACAAAUCUGUUAUGUGAUGGGGAAGAUUUAGACAAACCUCAGCAGGCUUUGCUCAUAAGAUAUGGAAGGAUGAUGUCAACAGAGAGUGCUAACAGUUUCACUCUGAUUGGAGAGGCCUCUGAUGGAGGCACCAUGGAAAACCUCAGCAGAAGACUCAAGGUUACAGGUGACCUGUUUGAUAUCAUGUCUGGGCAGACUGACGUGGAUCACCCUCUGUGCGAAGAAUGUACCGACACUCUUCUGGACCAGCUGGACACACAGCUAAAUAUCACUGAGAAUGAAUGUCAGAACUACAAGCGAUGCUUGGAAAUUCUGGAGCAGAUGAAUGAGGAUGACAAGGAGAAGCUGCAGCUGGAGCUAAAAGAACUUGCUUUUGAGGAGGAGAGGUUGAUUGAGGAGCUGGAGGAAGUGGAGCAGAAACGCAGAACAAUGGCUGAGGCCUUUGAGAAGGUCAGGGCUGAGGCAGAGCGGCUGGAUCAAGAGGAAGUGGAGUACCAGAAGGAGUACAGCGAAUUCAAGCGCCAGCAGCUGGAACUGGAUGAUGAGCUGAAAAGUGUUGAUAAUCAAAUGCGCUAUGCCCAAAUGCAGCUGGACAAGCUAAAGAAAACCAAUGUAUUUAAUGCCACUUUCCAUAUUUGGCAUAGCGGGCAGUUUGGCACCAUAAACAACUUCCGUCUGGGCCGCCUCCCCAGUGUCCCUGUGGAAUGGAAUGAGAUCAACGCAGCCUGGGGACAGACUGUGUUGCUUCUCCAUGCUCUCGCCAACAAAAUGGGCCUGACCUUUCAGAGAUACCGCCUCAUCCCAUACGGGAACCACUCUUAUUUGGAGUCCCUCACAGACAAAUCCAAGGAAUUGCCCCUUUACUGUUCAGGCGGCUUGCGAUUUUUCUGGGACAACAAAUUUGACCAUGCCAUGGUAGCCUUCCUGGAUUGUGUGCAGCAGUUCAAAGAGGAGGUGGAAAAGGGUGAGACGCGCUUCUGUUUGCCUUACAGGAUGGAUGUAGAGAAGGGCAAGAUUGAAGACACGGGCGGAAGUGGCGGGUCGUACUCUAUUAAGACACAGUUUAACUCCGAGGAGCAGUGGACGAAGGCACUCAAGUUCAUGCUGACCAACCUGAAGUGGGGCCUGGCCUGGGUCUCCUCACAGUUCUACAAUAAAUGACUUGUGAGCAAAAGGGGGGAGGGAAUCUCUCUCGGAGCAGAUCCGCAGUUUGCUUUAAGGCUGCCAAAAGCAGAAUUUGUCAUGUAACCUCAUUACACCGUGACUAUACAACCAAAAAUAUCUGUAAAGGUUUCAAAAAAUCUCACUAUCAAGUAUGAAACAAAAUGGCUGGAUUGUCUCUGCCAUGACAUUGUGUCUCAGCAGCAGGAAGGAGGCUGGGCUCAGAAAAGGAGACGUAGCCCUUUCUGAGAAGCUGUGGCCUAAUUAGUGCUGGCAGUCCGGUCGCUGCACAGAGAUGCACAAGCAAAACAAAAGCAAAUAAAACCCAGUUUGUAACCUGGAAA